Armigeres subalbatus is the source of this 2137-nucleotide messenger RNA. RefSeq names its product DEAD box protein 52 homolog. NCBI's taxonomy places the organism in Eukaryota, Metazoa, Arthropoda, Insecta, Diptera, Culicidae. Gene Ontology annotation, molecular function: nucleic acid binding; ATP binding; RNA helicase activity. The record is from RefSeq and is a predicted model, not a curated record. Gene Ontology annotation, biological process: maturation of SSU-rRNA. The transcript has 4 exons. Bases 122 to 1978 code for a protein of 618 amino acids.
CAAAACAAAAUUUAAUCGUUGACCGCGGGCUUUGAAAACAUUCGCAUGCACGUGUGAUGAAUGAUUCAAAAUUUAAAAUAAUUUAAUUUAAAACAAAACUGAUGUAGAUUUGCUGUUCGAAAUGGAUACCAGUGAUUUAUUCCGCAAGCUGACAUGUGGUGCAAAGUUUUCUUCCAAAAAUAAUCCAUCGCUGCUGAAGCGAAAGCGCACGGAAUCCACUCCGAAGGCCACGGAAGUCGAAUCACUUGCCGAGGUGAAGUUGGAGAUCAAAGAAGAGGAGGAAGGCGCCUCUGUAGCGGAUUCGGUUCCGCUGUUUUCGCACAGUCCGCUGGUGCUUAGCGAGGAUGAUAUCAAGGAGGAAAUUAAAAGCGAGGAUGACGAGGAGUUCACCGGUGAUGAUUCGGAACGUAAACGCGUUCGCCUGAUGUCACCGGAGAAACGUGAACGGUACCGUCAGUUCAAGGUGAAUCGAUUGCGCAAUUUGCAUCAGAUCAAGGUUAAGAAGGGGGCGAAGGUGACGGUUCCGGAUCCGAUUGAGCAGUUCCGUGAAUUGGCCGAGAAGUAUAAUGUGUCCAAUCAGUUGAUAAAAAACAUUGAAGAUUGUGGCUAUAAAGCGCCUACUCCAGUGCAGAUGCAGGCGAUACCGGUUCUGCUGGAGGGUCAUCCGCUGCAUGCCUGUGCCCCGACCGGGUCGGGGAAGACGGCCGCCUUCUUGAUUCCUAUAAUUCACCACCUGAAGAAGCCAAUGAAAUGCGGCUUCCGGGCGCUGGUGGUGUGCCCUACGAGAGAACUGGCGAAGCAGACACAGCGAGAAGCGCUCCGGUUAUGCGAGGAGAUUAAUUUGAGGACCCACGUGAUUACGAAAGUUGAUGAGACUACCACGGAUUAUGGGUUGGAAAGUAGGAAGCACUACGAUAUUUUGGUUACGACUCCGAACAGGAUCUGCUUCCUGGCAAACCGCGAGCCUCCGUUGAUAGAUUUAAGCAAUAUUCAGUACGUUGUUGUGGAUGAGGCGGAUAAGUUGUUUGAGGAGUCGAAGAACAGUUUCCGAGACCAAUUGGAUUCAAUUAUGAAUGCCUGCACAAAUCCUUGCAAGGUAGUGGCAUUUUUCAGUGCAACAAUCACGAAAGAAGUUACUGCCUGGGCCAGUGAAAAUAUGUCUAAUAGGGUGCGAUUUUCAGUUGGGGUAGCAAACAUGGCAGUGGAUUUGGUGGAGCAAGAGUUAUUGUUUGUUGGAAGCGAGAGUGGUAAGUUGUUGGCUUUCCGAGAGAUGGUUCACAAGGGAUUGACGCCGCCGGUUCUUGUUUUUGUGCAAAGCAAGGAUCGCGCCCAGCAAUUGUUUACGGAGUUGAUCUAUGACGGUUUGAAUGCGGAUGUGAUCCACGCUGAUCGGAGUCAAAGGGAGCGAGAUAAUGUGGUGCGGUCUUUCCGGGAGGGGAAGAUAUGGAUUUUGAUUUGUACAGAGCUAAUGAGUCGAGGAAUUGACUUUAAGGGGGUGAAUCUAGUGGUGAACUACGAUUUCCCUCCUUCCACGAUUAGCUACGUCCACAGAAUCGGUCGAACGGGACGUGCUGGCAGACGCGGUAAAGCGGUCACCUAUUUCACCAAGGAUGAUACGGUCAACCUGCGGAGCAUAGCCCAGCUGAUCAAGCAAUCGGGUGGAACUGUGCCGGAGUACAUGCUGAAGCUAAGGAAAAGUUCGAAACGGGAGAGGAAGAAGCUGGAACAGAAGGCACCCAAGCGGGCGGCCAUCCGAACGCUGCCGGCUUUCGAAAUGCAGGAGCGUGCCAAGAAAAGGAAGCUGAUCGCCAAAUCUAAAGCAAAGAAGAAGUUAGGAGAAGAUCGAGUUCACAACGGUCAUAGCCACAGCCACAACGGUCAGGGGAAGAAUCAUACACAAAAGAAGGCGAAGAAAGAGAUCAUACGAGGCCAGCCAAGCCAGCCAAGGAGCCCACGUUGUCUUUCUUCUUGUCUUUGAAUUAUAGUUGGAGCAUUUUCAACAACAGACUAGGGCCGAAGUGGCCUGCGCGGUAUAUAAGAGUCUUCUCCAUUCUGCUCGGUCCAUGGAUACACGUCGCCAACCACGCAGUCUACGGAGGGUCCGUAAGUUAUCUUCCACCUGAUCGAUCCACCUUGC